This is a messenger RNA of Anneissia japonica, 5057 nucleotides long. RefSeq names its product RNA-binding protein 33-like. NCBI's taxonomy places the organism in Eukaryota, Metazoa, Echinodermata, Crinoidea, Comatulida, Comatulidae. The record is from RefSeq and is a predicted model, not a curated record. Bases 12 to 3107 code for a protein of 1031 amino acids. Gene Ontology annotation, molecular function: RNA binding. The transcript is spliced from 12 exons.
AUUCUGAAGAUAUGUCCAAAAAUGUUGAAGGUCUCAACAAAGUAGAUGUUAAAGAAGAGGAACAAAGUGAAGACAAAGUCGAUGAGGUUAUAAAAAAUGAAUCAAGCGAAAGUGAGGAGGAAGAAGAUGAACAAGAGGAGUCUGGAAGAGGGCGCUUCAAAUCAGAGCGUCAGCCAUCAGUUGUGUCGCUUCCAUCUGUUCGAGGCAAACGAGAUAUACCAGAAACCUUAGAAAUUAGUAAAGAAGCCAAAGAAAAACUAGAUGCGUUCAAUCGCAGAAAAGAAGAAGAAAGACAUUCUAAACGCAAUCGACGUGGUGGCCGAGGAGGGCGUGGGGGUCCUCCUCAGCGCUAUGGCCACUCCCAGCGUGGUGGCUACACUCCUCAUGGUGGAAACUCACAGCGUGGAGGCUUUUCCCAGCAUGGUGGACCACCCCAACGUAAAGAUACGUCUCAAUAUGGUGGUCCAGGCCAGCGUGGUGGGUACCAGUCUCAAAUGAGAUUUCCUGGCCCAGGUCAGAGUGGAAUGAGGCCACAUCAAGGACUAAGGGGUAAUCAACCAAUGAGGGGCCAGCACCCACAGCAAGGAGCUCAACAUGUGCCUAUGGGAAUGAAUCCAACAAUGUUUGGACAGCAGGAGCAAAUAAGGCCUCAGAUUGACCAACAGCGGCAAAGGCCGCUAUUAAUGCCUAGACCACAGAUGCCUCAACAGCAACCACCUGGCCAUCAGCGCCCACGAAUAGAGACAUCUCCUCAAACUGUACCCCAGCAGGAGACGCCAGAGUCUCACCAGCCUAAAAAGAUCCAUAUCAACCCACAUUUCAAGGGUGCUGUCCAGGUCUCGUCACAUGGGCCAACGUGGAACAAUCCCAACUUAGCAGUGUCUGGUCCAGCGACAUCAUCACCGGCAGUCCCACCAAGGAUGCCUAAUCAAAACAGACCACCAGAUCAGUACAAUAGGCAACACGUCCCUCCCUCAUCAUCAUGGAAUCAGGCCCCAAGGCUGACCCCAGCACAAACAUGGACCAGCUCACAGUCAGGCCCUCAUCCGUACAGAGACAAUCAACCACCAGUAUCUAGUUCACAACAUUUCAGUCCCCCUCCCCAUAGGGGUCCUGGACCAUCACCACAAAUGACACAGUCCCAGAAUUCAUAUCCCAGAAUGCAGCAACCACAACAGAUGCAGCCAGCAAUUCCAAAUCGGCAACAGCAAUUAAGGCCAAGAGCAGCAUUCCCCCAUCAACAACCUACUUACCCCCCACGGCAACACCCAGGUAACUUCUCUGGCCCCCCUGUACAGAAUCAGCAUCAACAACAACGUAUGCCAAGCCAACAAGGAAUGAAUCAAGGUUCAUCAAGACCAAGGUUUCCUGGUACACCACAAGCUUCUCAGAGCCAGAGAGGAAUGAAUCCAGGAUCGGCAAGACCAAGGUUCCCUGGUACAUCUCAAAACCAGCGAGGAAUGAAUCCAGGCCCAGCAAAACCCAUGUUUACUGGUCCACCUCAAGCAUCUCAGCACUGCAGACAGCCAGCACCUCAGUUCAGACAGCAGACACCAAGGCUGAGAAGCCCAGUGAACAGGUCUCCAGGGCAUUCACCUUUAUCUCCAAGACAUAGCACUCCUCAGAGAACUGACCAGCCUCCUACACCAAAAGCAUCUCCUCAGUUAUUAGCACACCCACAAAAACUGAUUGAACAAGCAUCUGCAAAGUCUAUAGUACAAGUUAAAGAGGAGACUAAUGAAGAUGCUGAAACAAGGCGACUACGUAUACAAAUUGAAGAACAAAAGAAACUGCGAGAGGAGAUUAUGAAGCGAAAAGAAGAGCGCCGCCAACAACUAGCCGCCAAGCGUCAAGAAGCGCUGAAAAAACGCUUGGCAGAACAGGGUCACGAUGUUGCCAAAGCAACAAAGAAACUUGGUCUUCAGCCAGCAGCUGAAAAACCACCAGCAAAUAAUGUGAAUCCAGUACCUGAAUCCGCUCAACAACAUCAAGGGAGCACCAGGAAGACUAAUGAACAACUCCAGGAACAGUUUUUGAAGCAGAAAUUGAAUCAACAACGGCAGUAUCAUGAUCAAGUACAGCAACAGCAUCAACCUCAGCCAAUGCCUGAUGGCCCAGUAAAAGUGUGGAAGCAACAACAAAACCUAAAGGUUUUAGUUGAUGAGCCAAGACCUAUACCCACUGUUGGCUGUCCCGAACGAAUGGUGGCACCGCAAAGACCCAGCACAGGCAGCAUGAAUAGAGCACCAAACAGAGGACGUGGUCGAGGUCGUGGAAGAGGUCAGUGUCAUCCGUACCAGCACGCGGGUAACCCCAGUCAUCAAAACCAGCAAAUGCAUGGACACCAGAUUGAAGCUCAGCAUGGCCCUCCACAGCAGGUUCCAGCACAACAAUUUGAAAGCCCAGUGCAACAUCCUCCUGGUAAUGUGCCUCAAAGACGGCCUAUGCAACAGGCUAGAGGUGGUGUACAGGGUAGAGGGAGUGCAAUGGGGCGAGGUAGGGGAGGAUAUCAAAAUGUCGGACGAGGUAGGGCUCAGCAAGCAAGGAGAGGAAAUAUGCAUCAAGUUCCACAGCCAUCAGUGGGAAGGGGAAUGGGGCGAGUCCCGAUGCAGCAAGCUCCACCAGGCAAUGUGCAAGCUCAACCAGCUCCAGUGAGAAAGAGCGUAAAAGAAAGACUUGGACAACUUCCUGGGGCUUCAAGCCCUCAGCCUCAAAACUUUCAUGAAGUGCCAGGUGGCAACCAACAGAGAUUGGUUGUACCACCUGGACAGGUGAUUCAACAAAUUGUACAGCCACUAGUACAUCCAAGACAAAUAUUACAACGUCCAGUGCAACCAAACCCAAUGGAAGGGGCUAGGUUAGUUAAAACUGAACCUAUGUUGAAUAGAGUGUUGAUUGAGGGCUUGUCUGCAUCAACAGCAAGUCAAAAAAUUGUCCAGUUAACAAAAUCAGUUGGCCCUCUACAGAAUAUUCAUAUGAUUCCAAACCAGCGGAAAGCUUUUUUAACAUUUCUCAACCCACAACAUGCUUAUGUGUUCCAGUCAAAGUAUGAUAGACACAUGUUAGAUCUGUCCAUGCUGACUGUGAAGCUCACACCUGCCACUUAACACUGAGAACAAGUACAACCGAGGGUGUUUAAUAAUAGAGAGAUGGGGUAAGAAACUGACCAGAUAAGGAAGCUUAGCCAGCAUUCGGCAGAUCCUGUACUGGUGCCAGGUUUUUGUGCUGCUACCAGACUCCUGUCCUGCUGCUAAGGUUCUGCAUAACUGACGGGACCCAUACUAAUACAAGGUUCCUGCAUCAUCCAAAAUUUACCACCAUGAAAAAAUGGUUUGGUUUUUCUUUAUUAAUGAUUGUGUUGUAAAUAUUAUGUGAUUUUAAUGUAUUUCUCAUGCAAAGGCUUUGUUGUAGAAGGUGCUUCACGCCAUCUGUGGCUUUUUUUGUAAAAGGUGCUUCUUGUCAAUGGUAUCAUUCUAUCCUCUGUGAUUGGUAUCAUUGUUAAAGGAGAUUACCUCUGUGAUUUGUGCACAGUGGUUGCAGUUUAGGUUCUCAAGCUGAAGUUCAAAGGUUAAAACCUAUCUUUGUUUUGCCCCAUUCAAGUAUAUGAAUUGGUAACGGUGUAAUAAAAUAUGCUGGGCAAGCUAAAACAGAGUGCAGUUGAAGUGGCGAACCUCUUACAGCACUGUGUAUAACAUUCAGGAGUCUGGCCCAAAUGCCAAUAAAAGUGAGCAUGAGCUUAGAGAUUUAGAGCUCAGGGGAUUAGACUGUGUCUUCACCUUUCAUCUCAUUGUAGUAAAGGGCUUUUAACCUCUCUACUUGUCUUGUAUCUUGUAAAAAAAUUUCUUAAAUAGGAAUGAUGUGAUUUGAGGGCAGUAUAUUAGACCUUCAGAUUUUAAAACAUCUUUAACACCAUAUUAAAUAAAUUAGAAAUUUCAUGUGAAUGAGAAUACAAGAAAAUGCAGUUUUGUAUCAAGAAAUAAAAGGGAAAGAAGCAGAAGUUUAUUUUGGAAAACAAUGACAAUAACAUUUUGAACUCUUGAAUUCGACAUAGAGGAAUGUCUUUUUGUUGAAGAACUGUUGUCCAGAUAGAAGGUGUCAACAUUGUUUGGUGGAUUGUAUCAGCAUGAACUAAAAAAACAGAUGAGAAAAACACAUUUGACAUCUAAUUUAGUGAACAGCUUCAACAUGUAGAAGUUCACCAAGCCAUGUCUUGUUGAAAUCCAGCUACAACAGUUUGAAGAAGAAAUAGAGAUGAAAAAACUUGGUUUGCGAGUACAGACAAGUAUAAACAAGACAAGAACUGUGAAUUCCAAGAACACUCAAAAGAUCAAGGCUGUACCAUUAAAAUCUACUAAUCUUUACAGGCUGCUGUCUGCCAACAUUAUCCCUGAAGAAGUAACAAAGUAUCAGCAUACACAGAUUUCAAAAGUAUGUUGCAGACAAGAAUGUGAAGUGAUCAGACUGUAGAUACAUUGAUAGCUGGAUGUCAAGGGAAUGAUAUAUGGCUGUGUAUAAACUAAGCUAAGCCUUGCAUAUCACACAGUUUAAUCUUGUGCUGGGUCAUCGAAUGUUCACCCACACUUGACUGCAGACACAAAUAUUACAAUGUACUGAGUAAUUGAAGCUCAGCAAAGGCUACAUCAUCCAUUAAGUACAUAUGAUAAGGUUGUCAAUGAUGGAUGAAUAUUCAAAUGAUUAAAUCUUAAUAUAUUCAUCAUCUGCUAUGUGUUGAGACAUUCUUGGAACUAUCAAAUGGAAAAGAAAAAAAAGGACUUUUUUGAUAAUUUAAUGUUUCUUUAGUUUUGAUCAGUAAUUUUUUUUCUUCCGAAAAGCCAACCAUUUCCAUAUUUCCAAAUGCAACAGGCACAUUUGCUUGUAAUUCAUAUUAUUGUAAGUCAUAAAAUUAUGAUGUUAAGAAAUGUUAUAGUUAGCAUAAACUUGAAUGUAAGAUGGCUAUGUCUUCAAAUCAAUCUUCAGAAACAUUUUAAUAUUUUUUAGAAGCAAGUCUGGCAAAAUGCAAAAUUUUCUGAAUUAAUUGACAUACAUUUGUGAACCUC